AUGAAGGACCCUAUCGGCACCUGCUCUUACAACCAACUGUAUCAAAAUGCAAAACACUUUUCAAAAGCUGGGGAGUACUUCUGUAAAGAACUAAUGGCGGUAUUUCAGCAGAGGGCUGAGAUGGAACAUGCUUACGCUAAAGGACUACAAAAACUUGCUGGCAAACUCAUCAGGGCAUCUAAAGAAAUGUCAAACAAUUCCACCUACAGUGCCUGGUGUCAUGUGUCAGAUGAGAUGUACUCAAGAGCAGAUGCUCACAGAUCACUGGGAAAUGCAUUUCAGCAAGAAGCAAUACUGGAAAUACGCCAAGUCUUGGAUGAGCAUACUAAGAGAAAGAGGCCUCUUGACAGUGCCAUUGAAAAAAACGGAAAACUUGUUACUGCUAAUUGGAGCGAGCAACUCAAGUUUAAAAAGAAACUGAGUGGACUAACACGAGAGCAUGAGGCUCUGUUCAACUUUGUGGAGAACAACAAACACAUUUGCACAGAGAAAGAAAAACAAAAGAUGCUUAACAGGCUGACUAAGUCGGCAGAGAUCCAGGCGCGGGUGGACACAGAGUACUUUAAUAUCAACAUGGAGGGUCAUCAGAUGAGACUCAAGUGGGAAAACACACUGAAAAACUGCUACCAGAUCAUACAGGAGCUGGAGAAACAGCGAAUUGAAGUACUUUGCAACAUCCUGACAAGAUACAACCUCCAUAUGUCCAGUUUUGGGCAGACUCUCAAACACGGACAAAGACAGAUAGAACAGAUGGUCCAAAGGGUGGACAUGGAUAAAGACAUACAAACCUUGGUGGAGGAAAACAGCAUCACAGCUGAGGAUAGCAAAGCAGAGUUUUUGAUGGCUGAUUAUUUUGAGGAGAACAGCAAAUCACUGAUGACCAAAGACCGGAGAAAAGAGGCCAUAAAAAUCAAGCUCCAGCGCCUGGAGGAUAGCCUUACAAAGACAAAAAAAGACUGUGAAGGAAUUGAAAAACUGAUAAAAACAUACUCUGAAAAUCCAUCCUUUUCUAACCAGAAGAACCUUGAGGAAACUGAACAGCUGCUUGAUGAGAGUGCUUUGAAACAGGAUCUGCUAGAGGCCACUCACUACAAACUCUCCCAAACUCUGUCUGAAAUAGAAGGGAAACCCAAGUCCUUUCACCGAUUUAACGACAGCAUUGUCAAAUGGAAAGAUAAGGACUGUGAGCACAGUGUGGUUCAACUGAGUCGUCCAGUCAAACUCAGGAAGACACCGUUCAGAUCCAGACAAUCACUGAGAGCCUCCAUCAUUUACAAAGGACCUGUUCAGUCUGUGGAGACUCUGCAAAUUGCUGCUGACCAGGUCCACUCCACAGCUUCAAUAAAUGAAUCUGAAGCGGUUGACUGUUGCAGCGCUGUUAAUGGCGCCAUAACUCAUACAGAUGACAACAAAGAUCAAGAAUUCUGCAGUAUAGGAAAAUGCAAAGCUCUCUACGAUUUCACACCUAACCAGGACGAUGAAUUAACUUUGAAAGAGGGAGAUCUUCUAGACAUUUACACAAAGGAAGAGAACGGUUGGUGGUUUGGACUACUUAAUGGACAGAUCGGCCAUUUCCCAUCAACCUAUGUUGAGGAGCUGCCCGUGUUAAGCAGUGUCAAAUCAUCUGAUGCCUGACUGCCCUACUCAUG
Scomber japonicus (chub mackerel) is the source of this 1649-nucleotide messenger RNA. RefSeq names its product nitric oxide synthase trafficking (gene nostrin). Gene Ontology annotation, cellular component: cytoplasm; plasma membrane. Gene Ontology annotation, molecular function: protein binding. Lineage: Eukaryota; Metazoa; Chordata; Actinopteri; Scombriformes; Scombridae. Gene Ontology annotation, biological process: signal transduction. The record is from RefSeq and is a predicted model, not a curated record. Bases 1 to 1635 code for a protein of 544 amino acids. The transcript has 16 exons.